AAAACAGCAUAAAAACAAAAGAUGAUGUAAGCCAAAAGUUAUCAGAGGAGAGAAAUGAGGAGAAGAGGAGAGAGCUGGAGAGAGGAGUGGAGAGAGAAGAUGAGCAGAUGAAGCAGAUGAAGGAGGCUGAAGAGGAGCUGAAGAGGAUGCAGGAGGAGAGGAGGAUGAUGGUGAAGAAGCUCAGACUGGAGAUGGAGAUCAGAGAGAAGAGUGCAGUAAAAGCAGAUACACACUUCAUCAGGAAGCUGCCUGAACUCGUUACUCAGACUGUUAUAACAAACAGACAGAAAGAGUUUGAUAGAGAGAUGAAAGGAAAAGAAAGAGAGUUAGAAACUUUCUUAGAAGAACAUAAAAAAACAAUAGAGAACAAAAAUAAAACAAUAGAUGAGAAGAAUGAACUGCUGAGAGAGAAAGAGACUCUACUGGAGAUCACAGUGAAAGAGGAGGAAAGCAGUAAAAAGCAGCUGGAGACUCUGAGAAAGGAACUGCAGGACAAGAGCAGCAACUACAACAUACAACUACAGGAGAUGAUGAUCCUACUGGACCAACAGAAAACUGAAGUGAGUGAAAAAGACAAACAGCUUGAAGAGAAGGAGAGACUUCUAAGUGAGAGAAACACACAGCUAAUGGAAAGAGACAAGCAGGUUGAGGAGAAAGACAGACUUCUAGAGGAGAGAAACAAGCAGCUGCAGGAGAGAACAGAUCCAGACUCAGCAGCUCCAGCCAGAAGGAGAAACAGCAAAGAGUUUUUACCUCCAGACUUGAGUGGAGAGACUCCAGACUCAGCAGCACCACUCAGGAGAAGAAACAGUAAAGAAGAACUUCCUCCAAAUAUGAGUGGAGAAUCUUCUAGUUCAGCCUCUCCAGAGUCAGUUCCUGUAUCAGAGCUCAGGCUGGUGCUGCUGGGGAGGACUGGAUGUGGGAAGAGAGCAGCAGGAAACACCAUCCUGGGCAGAGAGGAGAGGAGCCAGGCUGGAGCGUCUACAGUGGGGCAGCAGAGUGAGAGCAGACGGGGGGAGGUGGCUGGGAGGCAGGUGACUGUGGUGGACACUCCUGACUGGUUCUGUCCUGGACUCUCUCUGGAGGAGCUGAGACAGGACGUGGGACUCUGUGUCCGUCUGUCUGCCCCAGGACCCCACGCCUUCCUCCUAGUCAUACCAGUGAAGCAGUCUACAGGAGAGGAGAGAGGCAUGCUGGAGAAAAUGGAGGAGAUUUUUGGAGAGGGAUGUUGGAGGAACACCAUGAUCCUUUUCACUAUCACUGACGAAGUCCAAGAGAAGAACAUUGAAGAGUUCAUCCAGUCAGGAAACCAGGAGGUCCAGAGACUUGUAGAGAAAUGUGGGAACAGGUUUCACUGUCUCAGCAUUAAGGAGAGUGGAGAUGGUUCUCAAACCUCAGAGCUGCUGGAGAAGAUAGAGAAGAUGGUGGAAGGAAACAGAGAGAAAUUCUACAGCAGUGAGAUCUACCUGGAGACAGAAUCUUAGAUCACAGAGAUAGAGAGAAGAAUUAUGAGAGAAAAAGAAGAAAUGAGAGAGAGACAAGAAAGAGAAACUAGAGAGAAACUGGAGAGAUGUGUACAGGAGACUUUUAUGAGGUUUACAGAAUCAACUACUAACUUUUAUUCAAAAAUAACUCAGCAUGAAGAGCGAAUAACUAAACUAGAGGAAAUGC
This is a messenger RNA of Colossoma macropomum (tambaqui), 1671 nucleotides long. RefSeq names its product GTPase IMAP family member 5-like. The transcript has 4 exons. Lineage: Eukaryota; Metazoa; Chordata; Actinopteri; Characiformes; Serrasalmidae. Gene Ontology annotation, molecular function: GTP binding. The record is from RefSeq and is a predicted model, not a curated record. The coding region runs from base 108 to 1484 and encodes 458 amino acids.